Molecule: messenger RNA, 504 nt
Organism: Dracunculus medinensis (Guinea worm)
Lineage: Eukaryota; Metazoa; Nematoda; Chromadorea; Rhabditida; Dracunculidae
Source: the annotation of a GenBank genome assembly
CACUCCAAUAAGAGGUGGUCUCUUGCUAAUAUGGAUAAAUUAAUUCUAGAUAUCCACCAGCACACUCCUCUUCAUCGAGCUGCAACUCUAGGCCUGGUGGAAUUUAUGGAGAUUUUGCUUGCGGCAAAUGCGGAUAUAAACUCGAAAACGCCACUUGGAUGGACACCACUGCAUUUUGCUGCUUUUCGAGGGCAUUACAAAUGUGUUAGACUGUUGCUCAGUAAAAAUGCUGAUGUCAAUUGUAGAACAAAUGCGAAUGAAACACCGCUGCAUUUAGCCGUAAGCAAUCCUAAUGUGUCGAAAAAAUCAUGUUGCACCAUACAAUUACUUUUAAUUCAACCAAAACUAUGUGAUAUAUUCUAUUAUUCAUCAUCAUCAUCGAUAAUUUACAAAGAUCCUCAAGAUUUUCAAAGGAUCCUUCAAAUUUUGAGGAGAAAAAUCAUUUUUAUCAUUCCUUUUUGGAAUUUUUAUCAAUAUAUCCUUCAAUUAAACAUGCAUAAAUAG